Messenger RNA from Elgaria multicarinata webbii, 2256 nucleotides. It is a transcript of the gene ZMPSTE24, whose product is annotated as zinc metallopeptidase STE24. The transcript has 10 exons. The record is from RefSeq and is a predicted model, not a curated record. Bases 39 to 1469 code for a protein of 476 amino acids. Gene Ontology annotation, cellular component: endoplasmic reticulum membrane. Gene Ontology annotation, biological process: CAAX-box protein processing. Gene Ontology annotation, molecular function: metalloendopeptidase activity. NCBI's taxonomy places the organism in Eukaryota, Metazoa, Chordata, Lepidosauria, Squamata, Anguidae.
UGUGGCCGCUGCGGGAGAGCGGCGGACUGGGGCCGAGCAUGGCGCUGCCGUUGCUGGGCGAUCUCUGGGCCGAGGCCCCCAUGGAGAGCCGGAUUUUCUGCUCGGUGCUGCUCUUCUCUUGGGCUGUCUAUCUAUGGGAGGCGCUGCUCGCCUGGCGGCAGAGGACUGUGUAUAGGACCACCACCCAUGUUCCACUGGAAUUAGGACCAAUCAUGGACUCGGAAACAUUUGAAAAAUCCCGUCUUUAUCAACUGGAUAAAAGUGCUUUCAGCUUUUGGUCGGGGCUUUACUCGGAGAUAGAGGGCACAGUGAUCCUUCUGUGUGGAGGCAUCCCUUUCCUCUGGUCGGUAUCUGGAGAUAUCUCUCAUCGUGCUGGUUUUGGGCCUGAAUAUGAGAUCGUUCAGUCACUGGUGUUCUUGCUGCUUGCUACGCUCUUCAGCGCGGUCACGGGUCUGCCCUGGAGCCUGUAUAAUACUUUUGUCAUCGAGGAAAAACAUGGCUUCAAUCAGCAGACGUUGGGAUUCUUUUUUAAAGAUGCGAUCAAGAAGUUCAUUGUGACUCAGUGUAUCCUUUUGCCAGUGACCUCGCUUCUGCUUUACAUCAUUAAAAUAGGUGGAGACUAUUUCUUCAUUUACGCAUGGCUGUUCACUUUAGUUGUUUCUUUGGUUCUCGUCACCAUCUAUGCAGACUACAUUGCUCCGUUGUUCGACAAAUUCAUUCCGCUCCCCGAGGGGGAGCUCAAGCAGCAGAUCGAGGCGAUGGCCAAGAACAUCGACUUUCCGUUGACCAAAGUUUACGUCGUGGAAGGUUCCAAGCGGUCCUCCCAUAGCAAUGCUUAUUUCUACGGCUUCUUCAAGAAUAAGCGUAUCGUGCUCUUUGACACUCUCUUGGAGGAUUAUUCUGCCCUUAACAAAGAGCGCUCUGAGGAGCCUGGAUCCGAGGCGCAGGCGGCUGGGGGAAACGAGGAAGAUGCAGAGGCCAAGGCUAAAGCCAAAAAUAAGAAGCAAGGUUGCAAAAAUGAAGAAGUCUUGGCUGUGCUGGGCCAUGAGCUGGGCCAUUGGAAACUUGGCCACACUAUUAAAAAUAUUGUCAUCAGCCAGAUGAAUUCCUUCUUGUGUUUCUUCUUAUUUGCGGUCUUGAUUGGUCGAAAGGAGCUCUUUGCUGCUUUUGGAUUCUAUGAUACCCAGCCUACCCUGAUAGGCCUGUUGAUCAUCUUUCAGUUCAUCUUCUCACCUUACAACGAGGUUCUCUCCUUUUGUUUAACUGUAUUAAGCAGGCGAUUUGAAUUUCAAGCGGAUGCAUUUGCCAAGGGUCUCGGAAAGGCUAAAGACUUGUAUUCUGCACUGAUCAAGCUGAACAAAGAUAACCUGGGAUUCCCUGUUUCAGACUGGUUGUUCUCAAUGUGGCAUUAUUCUCACCCUCCACUGUUAGAAAGACUUCAAGCACUGAAGGAAUCUAAGCAAGACUGAAUGAAAUAACUGUUGGCUCGGCGAAGGAGCUUUCAUCCCCAAAUCAAGUUUCAUGUUUUUUGUGUGUUUUUUAAACCCAAGUGCAUAUUCAUUCCAUUCCUGAGCACACCACUCUGCAUAGCAACAGGCGCUGUUCACCUGAUUUGAAAUUAGCCCUUAAAAACCCUGUAUCCUACUAACACGUUAAUUUGAAAGAGAAAUACCUUGGGACUGAACUGGGGUGGAAUGUAAUGUAGAAUGUUUAUCUUGAUCAGAAAGCAGCUCUUGAGGGGAAAGUUAAUUUGUCACAACCCAAAGUGUCCAUGCUUGAAUUUGAAAGCUUUGAAUGUGACUUUUGUACCUUUUAAGCACUUUGCCUGGGUGUUCUUAUAUGGUAAACUUCUAGCUUUCCUACCUCAUCCAUGUGGCAAUGGAAGAAGAACCUAGAAAAUUACUUCCCCCCCUCUGCCCCCUUUGACCAUUGGGAUUCAAGCAUCUAAACAUGCCUUCCCCAACCCAGCAUCCUAAGCAGGUGUUGGAGUAUAGUUCCCAUCAUCCCCAUGUGGGACACUCAUUUGUCCUGCUGGCUGGGGAUGGGGUGGUGGUUCUAGUCCAACAUACCUGGAGGGUACCAGGUUUGGGAAGGCUGAAGCAAACCAAACACUGUCUGGACUGAAAGUGAAUUUUCUUCCUUAGGUUCAAGUGCAUCCUUGCAAUGAAUGAAAAAGGCUUUUUACAGAGAUAAUAAAGUCACCUCUUUCCCUGAAUGGGAAACAGAGAAUAAAAUGCAGCUGAUAAACUGUCUUGA